UGUGAAACGAAUAAGAUGGUGUAACGUUUUCGACACCGGCAGACCUGACAUUUUUUCAUACAAUAAUACCACAUGAACAACGGGACGGACGGCGUUGGUCAUUUGUUCUGCUAUUGAAACUUUCGAAUUUGAUUCGAGCCAAGACACCAGCAAAAAUAGUUGAUUCGCUGGCGUUCCGCCGAAUGUUCCAUGGCCAUAGAACACUCGAGCCCUUGUUUACAGGCUAAUGCAUUCUCAUCAAACAACAAUUCUCGUAUGGCUGGCAUCCUUCAAAGCUAGAAUUUCAUGGUGAUCUUGUGUAACUGUGCAAUUUUGUGGUGAAACCAUGACCAACGUUUGCAAAGUGCAUGGGAAUACCUCAGAAUGUGUAUCAUCUGAACUAGCGAAACUCAAGAUUGCCGUCGCCUUGGUAGUCAUACGGAGCAAGCCAGCCGACCAAAAUGUCAAGGAUUUCGUUCACAACUUAGUGUUUUUUCAACAAGAUAAAGAGCAGAGAUGGAAAGCCGAAUAUCACCGACUCAAACAAGAAGUUCUACAGUUAAGACAGCAACAACUUUUAUUUUCAAUUAACACCAGGCUCAGUUCACAUUCGAGUGAAGAUUUUCGCAUUAGACCAAACCCUCAUGAUUCUCAACCAGUGUUAACUCCACCCGAUUCGCAAUCAGAUAGUCAGCCAAAUACAACAUUGGCGUUACCGACAUUGGCACCCAACAUCCCUGAAAAUGACAAAGCCGACGCAGAUCACAUGACAUUUCUGCGGGCUUACUUCUAUCUAGAUCAUCAAUUGCGUUUAAAUCGGCCACCACCACCACCACUAAUCGGCCUUAAUAACGAAAUCUUGGAGAAGGACGUGGUGCGACAAAGCGUGCUGUCUGUGUUGCAACAUGUCGAUUCCAACACACCCAAGGAACAAUCAGAUUUUUCGAGAUGUUUGGACAGCUUUCGCGUCUGCGUUCGAUUACUCGACUCUCAUGGCAAAUGGAGUCAAUCCAUGCUGGACAAGUUCAUCGAACUGUCCUCAUGUUGGUUGAAACGGGUGAUGCAGGGUGACAACGUGCUUAGGUACAACGCCCUGCUUGACAUUCUAGCCGAUUCGAACGGGAUGGCUGUACUGCUGGCUGAAACUGUUGUCAAGGCGAUAGCCGAGUCGCACGAGCGGAUGAAUGAGUGGGAGUGGGACGGCGUAGAGCUCAUCCCUCGGCCUGUGUUGACCCACUUCUCCGCUAGUUCCUAUUACUUCCUCUUGUUGGAGAAAACCAUUCCUCGAAUGGGUUCGUCCGAUAGAAGUCGAUUCCAGACCGUUUUAUCCCACGUCGGACAGCGGGUUCACAUCAACUUUCCCCUCUUUGCUGCUUCGAUGAUGCGUCUGGCCUAUCAGCUUGGCAACUGAAUCGAAAAGACGUGCCUGCUCAUUUAUGCCCUCCGUGCGCUACAAUCAAUUUUCCAUUGUUUUUUGUUUGUUUUUUUAUGCUUUUUUGUAAUAAUUGCAGCUUCAUUUACCCACUGAUUCGCAAUCUGUCUUUGUUUGUGUAUGUGUGUGUGUGUGUGUGUCAUGGGUUUAUUGCAUCUGUUCAAUUUGUUUUUUGUUUGUUUUUUUUUGUUAUUAUUUUUUCUUUUCCUUGUUUCUUUUCUUUCGUCAUCAAAAGGAGGCCCUUGAGCUUCACUGGAUCACCAUGGAGUAGGAGGAUUGCUUGGGGAACAAGAUGAACGAGGAAAACGGAUAGAGAGCCGAAGAAGAUGCAAGGAAUUUUAAUAAAAAUGUACAUAGCAAGUUUAAAUAUAAAUGAUAAACAAAAGAAGCUUUCUCUUUCUUAUCCAUCACAAUUUUUUUUCCUUUUUUUUUUUUUUUUUGCAUUUUUUUAGACUUCUGUCAUCAUGUUUCGUACACGUUAUCCCGCCCUCUAUUCCACUGGAGUUGCCCGGACCACCAUCUCUUCUUCGGGAACGAGAUGUUUUUCGAUUUCACGUUUCUUCCAUUUGACUCCUUGACAAUGUUGCUUCGCAUAGAUUUCGUUGUUGUCCAACGAAGAGGUCCUCUCUUGCAGUUUAUCUCAUUAUUUUUUACUAUUUUAGUUGUCUAGGUCGUAGCUGUGAACGAUAGACGCUUUGCGCAAUUCGAUCAUUGGCAUGACACCAUUUUCCUGCUAGGAUGAAACAAGAAGAGAAACAUCGGGUGAAUAACAAAAGCACAGGAACACGCACGUCAAAGAAAAGGGAAAGUGAAGGAGCCUUUUUUUUUUUUUCGACGGUUAUUGAACUUUUCUUCACAGGGCAUGGACCAGUUUCUUUUACCAAAAGAUUUAUGUUUUGCUCCAUAAAAAAAACACGAAAUCUU
This is a messenger RNA of Daphnia magna, 2335 nucleotides long. RefSeq lists its product as uncharacterized. NCBI's taxonomy places the organism in Eukaryota, Metazoa, Arthropoda, Branchiopoda, Diplostraca, Daphniidae. The record is from RefSeq and is a predicted model, not a curated record. The transcript is spliced from 4 exons. Gene Ontology annotation, cellular component: lateral element. Gene Ontology annotation, biological process: meiotic DNA double-strand break formation; DNA recombination; homologous chromosome pairing at meiosis. The coding region runs from base 326 to 1390 and encodes 354 amino acids.